AUGACCUUACAGGGCAUUCAAGCACUUCCUGUCGAUUUCUACCACCUGCUUGCAGCAGAGCUUUCGGAUCGCCUCGACUACUCGACACUGUACAACUGUAUCGUCAGCAGCAGGACUCKGGCAAGCUCUGGAGCUGUCAAUGCACUUUAUCGGAUAAGCCAUUUGUCUCCCAUCAAAGGCGGCAAUGAUGGUCUCUCGUUAGCAGAGCAAGAACUGACGACUCAGAGAUGGUCCAUCCUCUGGAGAAGUAUUGUUCUUUCCACCUGUGACCAAACAUUGUUCCCAUACUCGCGCUUCUUGCGUGCCCUAGACCUCCGGGACCUGGAAUCGUUGAUAGAGGACGAAAGGUUUCGCGGCACGAUCCAAAAGAACUUCUUCUCGGGAAAGCUUGAAGAAUUUCACUUCACCCAGCUUAUACGCGGCAAGAACCGACCGAGGGGGUACACCAGACUGGACACCAGGAAAAUCGUGCUUGCAUUGGGCAAUAGGAUCACCCACCAUGCUCCCCUUCUGGACUCGCUGUCUGAAUCCGCAAACGUUGAUAUCCUGGCCGAGGCAUUAUUGAACUGGGCUCCGCGAUUAUCGUGCCUCAGAUCUCUAGAAUUUGGAGAUGGCAAGGCACUUGCUGACGAGACUAUUCGGAACCUUUUGCUUGCGCAUUGUCCACAUCUGAGCACUCUUCGGAUAUUUAUUUGUUCUAACGAGGAUGCCGACCACUCGGUGGCAACAUUCAUAAGCACAAUGCCAGAGAACAGCUUGGCCUACUUCGAGACCAUCAGUCACUGCCGCGUUGGGCCAGAGACUUGCCUGGCAUUGAACAGACAUGGCAAAAGUCUGCUGUCGCUCAAGCUCGGGUCUCUGGAUGACGCUGGUGUUCGAUCCCUUGGACUGUUGCAGGACUGCACCGCCAUCGAGACUCUGGAACUGUCAUCCUCAACGGCAUCUCCAGACCUAAAGGCGACGCAGAACGAUACGUAUCUCGAAAUCAUCUCUUGGUUACAGACCUGCAACGCACUUCAGGAUAUCAGCAUCGGAGACUUCAUCUCUGCGCCCGACCUCCUUCUGCCUGUUCUGCAGAACAAGAAUGUAAAGCUGCAGAAGCUGGAGAUCAGCGCAAAGCACGGCGAGUACAUUGCGAAAGACCAUCACGACUUCCACAAGGCCUUGACUGAACAACCAAGUCUCCGCAGCCUUGUGCUCAGAGCAGAUCCAGAGGAUACUGUCAGAGACGAUAUAGAUGUGCUAAUGAACGCCUUUCGCUCUCUGAAAAACUUACGACAGCUUCGUCUCUACCGCAUCUCGGACUUCUUCUCGGACGAGCAAGUAGUGUCACUCGCCGAGGGUCUUAGCAAUCUCGAAGACCUAGACAUUUCUGGCUAUAGUGUGAGCGAUUCGAUUUGGUCAAGCCUCGCCAAGUUGCCGUUGAAAGUGGUCAAUUUUGGUGGCAUCACGACAUUCACCGAAGACGGAAUACUAGACUUUAUUGAGCGGCUCGAUCCUAGGCGAAACUGGGGUCUCGAGCUCUCAGUGACCAAUGCCGAUCCGGAUGCGGCCAUCGGACAGGACAGUCUCGAUCUCGUGCGAGAAGUACUUGCUACAAAGCUGGACGGAAGGUUUGAUUAUGUGCUCCUCAGAGAUCCAAAUGCGUGGGAAGGCGAUUCCGAGGAGGACUCAGAUUGA
This is a messenger RNA of Ramularia collo-cygni, 1680 nucleotides long. RefSeq lists its product as uncharacterized. The record is from RefSeq and is a predicted model, not a curated record. Gene Ontology annotation, cellular component: SCF ubiquitin ligase complex. NCBI's taxonomy places the organism in Eukaryota, Fungi, Ascomycota, Dothideomycetes, Mycosphaerellales, Mycosphaerellaceae. The transcript has 4 exons. Bases 1 to 1680 code for a protein of 559 amino acids. Gene Ontology annotation, biological process: SCF-dependent proteasomal ubiquitin-dependent protein catabolic process.